This is a messenger RNA of Vidua macroura (Pin-tailed whydah), 2063 nucleotides long. RefSeq names its product TGFB induced factor homeobox 2 (gene TGIF2). Bases 214 to 951 code for a protein of 245 amino acids. The transcript is spliced from 3 exons. Gene Ontology annotation, molecular function: DNA-binding transcription factor activity, RNA polymerase II-specific; RNA polymerase II cis-regulatory region sequence-specific DNA binding. Gene Ontology annotation, biological process: regulation of transcription by RNA polymerase II. Lineage: Eukaryota; Metazoa; Chordata; Aves; Passeriformes; Viduidae. The record is from RefSeq and is a predicted model, not a curated record.
UUCCCCCGUUGCGGUGCCCUCCGAACCCCGAGUGCCCCCGAGCCUCGUGCGUGCGCUGAGAUCCUCCGCACGCCCGGGGCUCUGUUUGGUGCCCCUGUUGUCCCGCCGGUGCCGGUCGUUUGACCUCCCCCCGGGGAUCUUUGCCUCGGGAUUCCCCCCCCAGGCGGGCCCAGAGGGGGCUUCAGCCAGGGGGGUCCCGCGGGCAGCUCCACCAUGUCGGACAGUGACCCGGGGGACGAGGACGGCGCCACAUCCCCUGACCCCUCGCAGUGCAAGAGGAAGAGAAGGGGCAACCUCCCCAAGGAGUCGGUGAAGAUCCUGCGGGACUGGCUGUACGAGCACCGCUUCAACGCCUACCCCUCGGAGCAGGAGAAGCUCAGCCUCUCGGGGCAGACCAGCCUCUCCGUGCUGCAGAUCUGUAACUGGUUCAUCAACGCCCGGCGGCGGCUGCUCCCUGACAUGCUGCGCAAGGAUGGCAAGGACCCCAACCAGUUCACCAUCUCCCGCCGCGGGGGCAAAGCCGGCGAUGCGGCCGUGCCGCGGGGCACUGCCGCCGGCCCCGGGGUGCUCGUAGUGCCACCCGCAGGCGCCUCUAAGGUGCUGUCGAUGUCGGUGUGCCCACAGGUACUGUGCCACCCGACGCAAGCGCUGGCUGUGGUGAGCGCCCACAGCCCCGAGUGGGAGAAACCCCCCGGGCCCGAGGCCGUGCCCAGGGCGGGCCCCGGCGGCAGCACCCUGACCCUGCUGGCGCGGGCCGAGGCGGGCAGCCCCACACCUGGACUCUUCAACACACCACCCCCGACACCCCCCGAGCUCUUCGGGGACGACUUCAGCAGCUUCCAGCUGCUGGUGGAGGUGGCCCUGCAGAAGGCGGCCGAGCUGGAGCGGCAGCGGCAGGGGGGGCAGCUGCCCCUGGCUCCUCACGCCGAGCCCCCUGGAGCCUCCAAAUAACCCCGGGCCGGGUCUCGCAGGGUGCCCUUCUCCGGGGGGCCCGACCCUCCCGGCCUCUGCCUCACCCCCACAGCCCGUCCCAGGAGUGGCUCCUGCCCCCGGUGGCUCUGGUGUCUCUCGGCAGCCAAGGUGGCAGAGGAAGGCCGGUCCCACCCUGCCAUCCUCCCAUGGGAGAUGCCCUGGCUGCCGCAGACGUUGCCCCGGUCUGUGCCCAGACCUCAGCGCUGGCAGUGCCCUGUCCCUGCCACGCGGCCAGAGCAGGCACUGGAGCUCUCCUGGAAAACCUGCUGAUCAUCUCCUCUCCUGCAAACAAGGGUCCAGCCAGCACCCUUUCUUCAGGGGGACAGAGAGAACUUGUUUUUUUAAAUGCCAGUGUAAAGACUGUGGAUGAAGAGCUUUGUCUCCCAAAUCUCUGAUCCAUUCCCCUUGCCAACCUCCCCCCCAUCUCCCCUUUUGUUUUUGGGGUGCCUUUCUGUUUCCUGGUACUGGCCCGGAGGCCUGCCUUGUCCACGGAAGGGCAAAAGACAGAUGAACUGGAAACAUGGAGUCUGUGGCAUUUUAUCAUGGAAAAAAUAGGACCCUCCUCUUCCUUUUUAGGUUGUUGUGGAUGCUGCCAGUAGAAAUCUCUAUGGUGCUGUUUAGCAAGUUUUUUGUUGAAACAUUUUCCCUUUAAUUGUGAUUUAUUACAUGAUUAUUACUUUUUUUUAAAAAAAAAUUAAUCUGUAAGCAUUUCCACACCUUCCCCGUGCUCCCCUUGAGUUUGUGCUGAAUGUGUGCACGCUGUGCCCGGAGUAGUGAGCGCAUGGCCAAGCCCGGGCAGAGCUGAGACUGUGAAUUUUGUACCCGACUUCAUUUCCUUUUUUUAUUUUAUUUUUUUUCCAUAAAACCUUUGCAAAGAGGCGUGGUGGGGGCACGGCCAUGUGCGUCCUGCAAAUGCAGCGCGGGGUUCCUGGCAAGCUGCGCUAGGCGGGCAGAGGAUGGAGAUGUCGCUCUCUGUCCCCUCCCCUCGCAGCGUGGCUGUGCGGUGCUGGGGACCUCUAGUGACAAACUGGCGUGUGUUGGGAUGGCCGGGCCUGGCGGGGUUCGGGGCUCCGGGGCAGUUUUGGGCUCUG